Molecule: messenger RNA, 2276 nt
Organism: Harpegnathos saltator (Jerdon's jumping ant)
Lineage: Eukaryota; Metazoa; Arthropoda; Insecta; Hymenoptera; Formicidae
Product: Mitochondrial carrier homolog 1
Exons: 9
Coding region: 313-1248 (311 amino acids)
Source: RefSeq, a predicted model, not a curated record
ACAGUCUUCGAGAGCACCCAAAGAGUUCAUAUGUGACAAUAUUGUCCUAAAAAAGGACAUCAACAUUUGUUGCAUUUGGAAGUAAAUAAGAAUACUUUACCACGGCGACAUCAAACCUUGCUGCUGUUGAUCGCCGUCAACGGCCACUCUCCAUUGGUUCGAAAGACGGCACGAAAAUUCCGCGAAAAAUAGAUAUUGGGUUAAUCGCGAAUUCCCACAAUUAUCAGUUAUUUAUUUUAAUAAUUUUAUAGAAUUUGAAAGUUUUUGAAAAAGUUUCUCAAAGGAAAAAGAAGAUAUAAACAUUUAUCAAACAUGCCACCACCAAAAGACCCAGAGGUCCUAUGGUCAGAUAUAGCCAGCCGUAUUUUAAUAAAUGUGGUUUCUCAUCCUAUGGAAUAUGCCAAAGUUCUGAUACAGAUUGGACAUGAACCUAUUCCCCCAAAACCAACUGUAACUUUAUUUGGAAAACCAGCAUUAAAAUUACCUAAUAUUUUUGCAUACGUUAGACAUAUAAAAAGAGUAGAUGGCUUCACGGGUUGCUAUAGAGGUUUGGUACCAAAGUUAUGUUCUUACACAAUCAGCACAAUAGCAUCUCAAAAAACUGCAGAAUAUUUGCAGUUAGAUGUGAUGCAAAAUGAAGAUGAGGAUGAAGAAGAUGAAAGCGUGAGGCGUAAGAAAUGUAUACGUGAGCUUACAAGAGACACAAUUAGUAGAAUAGUUGCGAUCGUAGUUAGUCAUCCUUUGGAAGUUAUUUCAUUAAGGAUGAUGGCACAGUUUGUGGGUAGAGAAGUAAAAUAUCGUGGUAUAUUCUACUCAUUUGUGGAGAUCUACAAGGAAAAUGGUUUCCUAGGAUAUUACGCAGGAUUGAUACCGCGUCUCAUAGCGAAUGUCUCAGUUUUGAUACUAGCCAGUGCCUCCACAUAUAUCUUAAACAAUUACGUCGUUCACGAACAAGCGAUGAAAGCAUACACCGCGUCGACCAUGAAAUUUUUAGCUACGACCAUCACGUAUCCAUUUUUGGUGGUAUCACAUUGUAUGGCAGUAAAUAACUGCGGAUUGGUAGCCGGUAUGCCACCACAAAUGCCGAUCUACGAAAACUGGAUACAGUGUUGGUCCCAUCUGACAGCCAAUAACCAGCUGAAGAGAGGUAGCAGUUUGUUAUGGCGUUACUAUACCGGACCGCAAGUGCUGAUAAACGGCACGCUAAUGCCGAUUACGAGUGAUACUUUCUACCAAUCGGUGCAGUAAUGAAUGUCUCAAACAAGUUGAAAAAAAAUCUUUUGUCAAAUUAAUAAGCAAUAGAUAGAAGACGCGUAACAACAUUACCUUAUGCAAAAGGCAGUUGCAUAUUAUUACUUUUCUGUCAUCUUGUAACCGACACGAUAUAUUAAAUUUUCUUUCCAAAAGAAAUCGAAAAAGGAAAACUCACAUAGUUUUUCCAAAUUAGACAAUGACGAAUUAUAUAAAAUAUAAACAUAUUUAAAUAACGAUUAAUGUGCAUAUUUGUACUUAUUGCUUUCGUUUUUUUUAUUUAUAAAACAUGACUAUUCGCAAGAAUUAAUUUCUGAAGACACUAAAAAAAAUAGCAACAUAUAUAAAGUAUAUUAAUUUGAAAUCGCAUAAAUUUCUCCGCAGCGUUCGUAUCAUUGUCGUAUUGAAAAGUAUAUGCAUUUUUACUUUAUAAUUUAUAAUUAUCGCAAAACUUCGAGUUAUAUUAGCUAUGAUAGGCAAUGAUAAUGAAUGAGCAACAAAACGAAAAAGAAAUUUUUCACAAAUUUAAUCGAGCUAAAUUUUUCAUUUUUGGUUACAUGAAGAAAUUUCAGUAUAUCUUUGAUUACCGUACGUGCUUCUAUCGAGUCGAUUCUGUAUAUGUAAUAUUUUUCAGGUAUUUAAUACAAAUGUUAUAUAAAGAAGUGCAUUCUGUACACUAGCAUUUGUUAGCAAUAGUGUAAUUAGCAAUAGUAUUAACUAUAUCAAUUUUACGUUAUGUUUAUACAGCGUACAUAUAGUUGUACAGUCAUAUAGUCAUAAAAAGGAAAGAAAAGAAAGAUUCAGUGGCAACGAAUUUUUACGUAAGAUUACACGAAAAUGUUUUAAUGCGUUAAGUACUCUUGAAUUGCAUUAUUGAAUCGAUAGGGUACUGUGCCUCGAGAUAACAUCGCAAUCCAUAAGAGAUAAGAAUACAAUUAAUAGAAAUACAUUUGAGGACGCUAUAAAUUUCGAGACUUGAUUUUCUGUACAAUAUCAAAAAGAAGUAGUAAAUAUGCUCUUCGUCA